Molecule: messenger RNA, 4682 nt
Organism: Chinchilla lanigera (long-tailed chinchilla)
Lineage: Eukaryota; Metazoa; Chordata; Mammalia; Rodentia; Chinchillidae
Gene: Hoxa3
Product: homeobox A3
Exons: 4
Coding region: 2474-3802 (442 amino acids)
Biological process (GO): regulation of transcription by RNA polymerase II
Cellular component (GO): nucleus
Molecular function (GO): DNA-binding transcription factor activity, RNA polymerase II-specific; RNA polymerase II cis-regulatory region sequence-specific DNA binding
Source: RefSeq, a predicted model, not a curated record
UCAAAAUGUAUUGUCAAGAUAUUGGUGAAGUUUAUAAACCAAAAUUAUCAAAAGCGAUCCAAAUCAUUAUGUCAUUUUUUCACAAUAUUUUGUCUGUUUCAGAUUUUGCCUUUAAGGGAGCUUGUAAUAACAGCUUAGGAAAUCUCACUUUGUGCUUCAAAAUCGUGCAUUGUCUGCCCUUCGCUAGGGCAACCGUAAGAGUUCACUGAGAGGACAAAUUUUCUAUCUCAUUAGGUUUUUUUUAAGGCAAACCUUACUAACCCCUCAAACCCUUGACCUUUAAAGACAGUAUUUUGUGUAAGCUCUAUAUUUCUCCUACUAAGAUGACCCUUACACAUGGUCUCCUGCUCUCUCCCUCUUUUUCCCUCCCUCUCUUUAAGACACACUCAUCUGCUUUAGUCACAGAGCCAAGCUGUGCAUGACUCUGGAGAUAAAAGUUUUGUCAACAUCUGAAAUCAACCUAAAUCGGAUAGGAGACACUUUAAUGGUCACAGUUUGAAUUAAGUACUUAACACACUCCCCCUUGAAGAAAAAUGGCACUUUGCAGGCUUUCUUCCCUAGUUUUGCUGAAAUCUACGAUAUACCCGGUGUUUUAUUACAGCAGGAAUUCAACUGUGACAGGCAUAGUAGAGUACUUAAUACCCAGGAUGGAGCUUAUGAGAAGAUUACCUAGAUAUAUGGGGGUAGGCCUUCUGCACAGUAUCUGUCUUUAUAUCCAGCUGUUCCAGGGUACCCCAUUCCCCCCUGCUUCUCACUCUUUCCCCAAGGGAUGGGAAUCACCAUAUCUCCUGAGCCUCCAGUUCCCCCACAAACUUCCAAGCUGCUGCUCUUCUCACUGCUGCCUUCCUUCUAGCAGUGCCAGUACAGAAAUAGUGCCAGUACAGAAAAAUCCCCAAAGAAUAAAUGAAGUAAAUAGAAAUCCGAGGCUUCCCACUUGAAUGAGUGGGUUCUGUGCAAGCAAUAGGGUAUCUUUGGCAACUCCUUGGUCUCUGCACUCCUAGGCACCAUCUUGCAUUAGAGAACUCAAGCUCACCUUUCCUAACUUGAUGCUCCUGAUACCUAUUCUCCACAAUACACCUCUCCAAGAGUAACUGCUUUGGACCUCGGAAGGACAAGCUCUGGAAAUGAGGGAGGACGAGGAGGAGAAGGAAAGAGAGGAAGGGGGAGUAGGGGGGGAGGAAGAGUAAGAGGAGUUGUGUGUUUUGUCUCCUAGUCUGCAACUUCUGGCUGGGAACUCUGGCAUCUUUUCUGAAGGUUCCAAACUCAUGGAUCAUACCCUGCCCCUUUCAGGCCAGCCUCCUUCUCUCUAGAUAUGCCUCCUAGAACUGAUAGAGAAUCCAGGCUGAAAGACUCUCCAAGUUGAAAGAGACCUGGAAAUCAUUUGGGUUCACUAUUCUCGGUUUAUAUAUGAGGAAACUGAGGCAGCUAAAUAGUCCACCUCCCCAUGUUUCUGAUGUUAAUGAGUGUGUAGGCUGAAAAGAGCCUUUGGUCUCACCAUGGACCUGGAUAUGGUAAGCACACAGUCAUUUUUCUCCCAACAGAAGCUAUGCAUGCCUCUAAGAGAAUGGGAUACAGUAUAUAUCUGAGCUUACCCCUGAUGUGCAUAGCUACAGGUGUGUAUAGCCUGGAUUUAGAAGGGUAAGAUCUUGCCUGAUGUACCACUAAAGCUGCCCUGGGAGAUUAUGAAACCAAACUGCCCUAGACUUGGCACUCAGUCAGGUGGCUGACCACAGGUCUCAGGAGCUGAUGGAUAUCAACGUGCCUUGCAGAGCAGUGGGUUCCCUACUGUCCACUAUGCUUCUCGCCCCAGAAUGACUAAUUCUGCUGUGUUCUCCCUGUAAUUUCUUUUGCGGUUGCUUACCCCAUCCGCACAAGGGUGAAUGUGCUCAGGAGGCCUAGGGAACAAAAAGACCAAACAGGGACCCUGGUUGCAGCUGAUAAAGGUGUAAUGCCUGUUUGAGGGAGAUAUUGAAAUUGUAAUCUUUGAGGUCACGUGACUCAUUAAAUAAUUAAUGCGGAUCGUCUGGAAUGGAUCGGAGUCGUCAGGGCCUCAUUAGGAAUGAAUCUCUCAGAAGUGAGACUCCAACUUCCUAUUUGAUUUUUAAAUACACGCACCCUCAGAUUUAUCUUCAAAGGCUUUUAACUCCUUCAGGAAGGCAAGAGGGAGCCCUUUAGCGAAGAGAACCAGAGCUGGCGUGCUCUGGCUGGGUCGUGGUGCUUUUCUGCAGCGUUCCUGCGAGUCCAAGGAGCGCAUUGUGGCCGGGGGAAACAGUGCCUGGACACAGGAAAAGACGAUUCCCUGAGCGCCUGGAGCUGGAAACAAUUCCUGGUCCAGAUUUAAACAUCUUUGGAGGUCUGCGCGGGGCGGCCAUUGGCGGCGGAGUGUCACGUGACCGCGGGGGCGUGCCAAUGUGCGCCCUCACGUGUGUCAAGCCCCUGUCAGAGUGUGCGAUCAAGAACCUGAAACAACGCGAUGCAAAAGGCGACCUACUACGACAGCUCAGCGAUCUACGGUGCCUACCCCUACCAGGCAACCAAUGGGUUCGCUUAUAAUGCCAGUCAGCAACCCUAUGCGGCGUCUGCCGCUCUGGGAGCCGAUGGCGAGUACCACCGACCGGCCUGUUCACUUCAGUCACCCGCCAGUGCGGGGGGCCAUCCCAAGGCACAUGAACUGAGCGAAGCAUGUCUACGCACCUUGAGCGGCCCGUCCAGCCAGCCCCCAGGCCUAGGCGACCCACCCCUUCCCCCACCUCCGCCCCAGGCCGCACCACCAGCCCCCCAGCCACCCCAACCUCCACCGCAGCCCCCUGCGCCCACCCCUGCAGCCCCUCCGCCUGCCUCUUCUGUUUCCCCUCCUCAGAGUGCCAGCAGCAAUCCCACCCCAGCCAGCGCAGCCAAGAGCCCCUUGCUCAACUCGCCCACCGUGGCCAAACAAAUCUUCCCUUGGAUGAAAGAGUCAAGGCAAAACACAAAGCAGAAAACCAGCGGCUCCAGCUCAGGCGAGAGCUGCGCUGGUGACAAGAGCCCGCCUGGGCAGGCUUCGUCCAAGCGCGCGCGUACGGCCUACACGAGCGCCCAGCUGGUGGAGCUGGAGAAGGAAUUCCACUUCAACCGCUACCUGUGCCGCCCGCGCCGGGUAGAGAUGGCCAACCUGCUGAAUCUCACGGAGCGCCAGAUCAAAAUCUGGUUCCAGAACCGCCGCAUGAAAUACAAGAAGGAUCAGAAGGGCAAGGGCAUGCUGACGUCAUCCGGGGGCCAGUCCCCAAGUCGCAGCCCUGUGCCCCCAGGCGCUGGCAGCUACCUGAACUCUAUGCAUUCGCUAGUCAACAGCGUCCCCUAUGAGCCCCAGUCGCCCCCACCUUUCUCUAAGCCUCCCCAAGGCGCCUACGGCCUCCCUCCCACCUCCUAUCCCGCGCCUCUGCCCAGUUGUGCGCCCCCACCUCCUCCACAGAAGCGCUAUGCGACGGCGGGGGCGGGCGCAGGAGGCACCCCCGACUAUGACCCGCACGCUCACAGCCUGCAGGGCAACGGCAGCUAUGGGACUCCACACUUACAGGGAAGCCCCGUCUUCGUGGGGGGCAGCUAUGUGGAGCCCAUGAGCAACUCUGGGCCGACUCUCUUCGGCCUAACUCACCUCCCCCAUGCAUCGGCCACCAUGGACUACGGGGGCGCCGGGCCACUGGGCAGCGGUCACCAUCACGGGCCAGGGCCAGGGGAGCCUCAUCCCACUUACACGGACCUUACAGCCCACCAUCCUUCUCAGGGAAGAAUUCAGGAAGCGCCCAAACUCACCCACCUGUGAUGGUGGGCUCGGGGCUGCGUGCCAGGAGAGUCCCCCUCCCUCGCCCUUCCUUUUCUUUUUCUUUCUUGUUUUAGGUUCUUCCUGCCCCGCCCUUUCCCCCUCUUCCCCGUUUUGUUCUCUUUGGUAAUGCAUUUUUAUAGUUUAUGUGACGUAGCAAUCUUGGUUGCUGGAAUGGCUGUCAGUAUCAGUAGCGAUAUUUAUCUCUUCCCGCCCCUCGCUCCGUCGCUGGCCCUGCACCCUUUACCUUCUUCAUUCUUUGAUCAGAAACAGGGUAUAUGAACAAAUUUUCUAGUCGAGUUUUCAAUGUGAAUUUGUUCGUACUUUAUGGCUCCCGAGAGGAAGCAAUUACUUUUUUUUUAAUUUUUAGUUUUUAAAAUUGCACUUCUUGUAAAGAGCGAGAAAAAAAUCAAAGGCGCUUUGAAACAGGGGUUCCCUGUGCAAGGAUGAUUAAGUGUACGUCUUUCCCGUGUGUGUAUGCUGGUGAACAGUCAGAUUUAUUUAUAUUUUUUUUGCAAGCAUUGAAUAGUCUAAGUUUUAAAUAUUAUUUAUCCCCAUCCGUUCGUAUUUAUAUUAAAGAAAUUGUGUACCCUGGUUGUUCAGAAGGUUUCUUGGGCCUUUUGUUCAAUAGUGUAUUGGCGUACAUAUAAAAUUUUUUAUUUCAAAGGGAAAUAUAAUUCCUUUAUAAAGAUGGUAAUGAUGCAAUAAAACCAGAGCGGAUCCAGCGUUUGAAAACAGUGACUUAGGUUUGUAACAUCCAGCAAAACUGAAAAAAAAAAAUCUGUAAACGUGAAAAAUGCUAGAUUUGUUUUGAGAGUUCUACAUUCCUUGCUGCUCACAUUCUGAGAAACAAAACAAAAAAUAAAGUUUUUAUUCUGAUUAA